AUGUCGAAAGGUGACGGUGAACAACAGAACGGCUCCGGCGAGGAGUCGAAGACCAACCUCAUCAUCAAUUAUUUGCCGCAGAGCAUGACCCAGGAAGAGAUCCGAAGCCUUUUCUCCAGCAUCGGCGAAGUGGAGUCCUGCAAACUGAUAAGGAAUAAGGGCGCGGCGUUCCCGGACGCCCUCAAUCAUGCACUGCACGGUGGAGGGCAGAGCUUGGGGUACGCUUUUGUUAACUACCACCGCCCAGAAGACGCUGAGAAAGCUAUCGCCACUCUCAAUGGCCUCAGACUUCAGAAUAAAACAAUUAAGGUAUCUUACGCUCGACCGAGCAGCGAGGCGAUCAAAGGCGCAAAUCUGUACGUCUCUGGACUGCCAAAAACUAUGACACAGUCAGAAUUGGAGCGGCUAUUCAGUCCAUAUGGCAGAAUUAUUACUUCUAGAAUACUCUGUGAGAACUCAGGCGGAAGGCCUUUCACUGGUGGAGAACAGGGCUUGUCUAAGGGAGUUGGAUUCAUUCGCUUCGACCAGCGCGUCGAAGCCGAACGAGCUAUUCAAGAGUUGAACGGGACAGUGCCUAAAGGAGCAUCGGAGCCGAUCACAGUAAAGUUCGCGAAUAAUCCGAGCAACAACGGGAAGGCUUUAGCGCCGCUUGCCGCCUACUUACCAGCGGCGCUGCGCUUUCCCAACCCUCUCGGACGAUUUAGUUCAGGCAAGUCUUUAUUAGCUAUCAAUAAAGGUCUCCAACGCUACAGCCCGUUGGCGGGUGAGCUGCUCGGCGGGGUCCUACCCGGCGCUGUGGGCUCGGAAUGGUGUAUUUUUGUUUACAACCUGGCUCCAGAAACUGAAGAGAAUGUACUCUGGCAAUUGUUUGGACCUUUCGGUGCCGUCCAGAGUGUUAAGGUUAUACGUGACCUGCAAACUAACAAAUGCAAGGGAUACGGAUUUAUCACAAUGACCAACUAUGAUGAAGCGGUCGUCGCUAUCCAGUCCCUCAACGGGUACACCCUCGGGAACAGAGUUCUGCAGGUCAGUUUCAAGACGAAUAAGAUCAAGGCUAUCUAA
This is a messenger RNA of Pieris macdunnoughi, 1062 nucleotides long. Lineage: Eukaryota; Metazoa; Arthropoda; Insecta; Lepidoptera; Pieridae. The record is from the annotation of a GenBank genome assembly.